UCGAGCAGCAGCCAGAAAAGACGAGCAACCACCAGCAGUGUCCAGCAACUGCUGCUACACAAAGAACAGGCAUAAGAACCGCCUCUCCCAUGAAUACGCUCCUCAUCACAUACCCAAUCUACUGAUGGCAAAUCUACAAUUCACAAAUAAGGCUGAGCAAGUGCUCGGCCAAGCUCAGAAGCUCGCUGCAGACUACAGCCACCCUCAAAUUGAUACUGUGCAUCUUGCCUGUGCGCUCCUCUCGCCGCAGGAAGAUGGCAGUAUCCCGCUCUUUACACAAAUCGUCACCAAGACCGGCGCUGAUACUGUUCAGCUCGAACGAGCCCUCCAAAAAGAACUCGUCAGGACGCCCUCUCAGGAUCCCGCGCCAGAGACAGUCGGUCUUUCGCCUGGUGCUCUCAAGAUCCUCAAAGGCGCCGAGUCCAUCAUGAAAUCACAAAAGGACUCGUUCAUCGCCAUUGAUCACAUCAUCGCAGCGCUCGUCAAGGACAAGAAGAUUGAUACCAUCCUCAAAAGCUGCGGCGUCACAGACAAGGCAUUGCAAGUAGCCAUCGACCAAACUCGUGGCAACAAGCGUGUCGAUACCAAAAACGCCGAAGAAGGAUUCGAGGCACUCCAAAAGUAUACCACCGACUUUACUCAACUCGCUCGGGACGGCAAGCUCGACCCUGUCAUUGGCCGCGAAAAAAUUAUUGCACGAGCGAUUCGAGUGCUCUCAAGACGCACCAAAAACAAUGCCAUUCUGCUCGGUGACCCUGGUGUCGGUAAGACUGCUGUAGCAGAGGGUCUCGCUCAGCGCAUCAACAAUGACGACGUCCCCGCAGCCCUUCAAAACUCAAAGUUGCUUUCUCUCGACCUGACAGCAUUGGUUGCCGGUACAAGUCACCGUGGUGAAUUUGAAGAGCGUCUCAAAUCUGUCCUCAAGGAAAUCGAAGACUCCCCAGUCCCCAUCAUCCUCUUCAUUGACGAGAUGCAUCUUCUUGCAGGCGCUGGCGCUGCUGGUGGUAGUAUGGACGCCGCCAACAUUCUCAAACCCAUGUUGGCUCGUGGUACUCUGCACUGCAUUGGCGCAACCACCACUGCCGAGUACAAGAAGUACAUUGAAAAGGACUCUGCCCUCGAGCGUCGAUUCCAGGUCGUCAAUGUCCCCGAACCCACCGUUGCAGACGCCAUCAGUAUUCUGCGUGGCUUGAAGGAACGUUACGAAGUCUUUCACAAUCUGACCAUCACAGACAGUGCCCUAGUCUCUGCUGCACAACUCGCAAGUCGCUAUCUCACAGGCAGGCGUCUUCCAGACUCAGCCAUUGACUUGAUUGAUGAAGCAGCCGCUAGCGUUAGUGUCGCGCGCGACUCACAGCCCGAAGAACUCGACCAGCUUGAACGCGCCAUCAAGCGUCUUGCCGUUGAGAUUCACGCACUCGAGCGCGAGAAGGAUCAAGCUUCCAAAGAACGCCUUGGUAAAGCACGCGAGGAAAUGGCCAAUUUGGAGGAACAGCUGCGACCCCUCAAAGUCAAGUUUGAAUCUGAAAAGGCUCGCGGCGCUGAAUUGCAGGAUGCACGACUCAAGCUUGACACACUCAAAGCAAAAGCGACCGAUGCUGAGCGUCGAGGCGAUUUGCAAACGGCCGCUGAUCUCACCUACUAUGCCAUUCCAGAACUUGAAAAGCGUAUUCAACGCCUUGAAGCGGAGAAGCACCAGCAAGACCAACUCAUGCAGGAUGAAGACUCCAUCAUCAAGGAUGUGGUGACGGACCAAGAGAUUGCAGAAGUUGUCAGUCGCUGGACCAACAUUCCUGCCACCAAGUUGAAAAUGUCCGACAAGGCUCGCUUGCUUGGCUUGGAGAAGCAUCUCGCAGAAACGGUGAUUGGUCAGCCUGAAGCUGUCAAGGCUGUUGCCAAUGCCGUGCGCAUGUCGCGUGCUGGUUUGAGUGACCCCAAUACGCCUCCCAGCUUUUUGUUUUGUGGACCUAGUGGUACGGGCAAGACGCUGCUUACCAAGGCGCUUGCAGAGUUCCUGUUUGACGAUCGUCGUGCGAUUACGCGUAUUGAUUGUUCAGAGUACAGUGAGAAGCACUCGGCCGCGCGACUCAUUGGUGCACCACCCGGUUAUGUCGGCUAUGAGGAAGGCGGUCAAUUGACCGAAGCAAUUCGACGCAAACCCUUCUCAAUUGUCUUGUUUGACGAGGUUGAGAAGGCAGCGCCGGAUGUGUUGCUCGUCUUGCUACAGCUCUUGGAUGAAGGACGCAUCACGGAUGGCCAAGGCCGGUUGUGCGAUGCUCGCAACACCAUCAUCAUCAUGACUUCCAAUCUCGGCGCAAAGUACCUGCUCGAAGACUCUGCCAGUAACAGCAACGGCAAAGUCAGCAAGGCAACACGCGAACACGUCAUGUCUGCCAUUCGCGCUUGCUUCCGACCAGAGUUCAUCAAUCGACUCUCCUCCAUCACCAUCUUCAAUAAACUGACACACGCUGAUAUUCGCAAGAUUGUCGAGAGUCGGAUCAAGGAGGUGCAGGAACGUAUUCUGCUCAAUGGCAAGAAUGUGAGGUUGUUGUUGGAUGACGCUGCAAAGGACUAUCUCGGUGCUGCUGGCUACUCGCCACAGUACGGUGCUCGCCCACUGAAUCGUCUUAUUCAGAAAGAAGUGCUCGAGCGUCUGGCUGUGUUGAUGUUGCGCGACCAGAUUCGCGAUGGGGAGGAUGCCAUCAUUACGAUGAAGGGCAAUAGGCUCUCGAUUCUUGCCAAUCACCUGGGUGAAGAUGGGCUGAUUGAGCAUGAUAUGGAUGAUGAGAUGGAGGACGAAGACGAGAUUGAGGUGGAGGAGCUUGAAUGAUUUAUGACUACAAUCCAUAGCAAUAUGACUACUUUUACUGUGAGAUACAAUUUUCAGGGGCAUGCACCUCAACAACGCAACGUAUUGUAAAUGCAACUUUGCGACUGGCUCAGCCACAUUGAUCCGUCC
This is a messenger RNA of Protomyces lactucae-debilis, 2959 nucleotides long. RefSeq names its product putative heat shock protein Hsp98/Hsp104/ClpA. Bases 125 to 2830 code for a protein of 901 amino acids. The transcript has a single exon. Gene Ontology annotation, molecular function: ATP binding; ATP hydrolysis activity. Gene Ontology annotation, biological process: cellular response to heat. NCBI's taxonomy places the organism in Eukaryota, Fungi, Ascomycota, Taphrinomycetes, Taphrinales, Protomycetaceae. The record is from RefSeq and is a predicted model, not a curated record. Gene Ontology annotation, cellular component: cytosol; cytoplasm.